Debaryomyces fabryi is the source of this 954-nucleotide messenger RNA. Its product is annotated as RTA1 domain-containing protein. Bases 1 to 954 code for a protein of 317 amino acids. Lineage: Eukaryota; Fungi; Ascomycota; Pichiomycetes; Serinales; Debaryomycetaceae. Gene Ontology annotation, cellular component: membrane. The record is from RefSeq and is a predicted model, not a curated record. The transcript has a single exon.
AUGGUUAAUAAAUUAGAAAUCAGAGAUCAAUCGUGGAAGGCCUAUAACUAUACACCUUCAAAGGCAGCAGCAGCAGUUUUUGUUGUGUUAUUUGGAUUGAUAACAAUUUUUCAAGCUUACCAAAUUGUGAAGACGAUGACUUCAAAAAAUUAUUCUAGAAAAGAAAAGCAUGUGCUAUGGAUUAUGCUUCCUUUUUUAUUAGGAGGAAUCUUUGAAAUUAUUGGAUAUAUUGGAAGACUCAUUUCCAGCUCCGAUGUCAAUUCCCUUGGACCAUAUAUUAUCCAAUCUGUUCUUGUGUUAGUUGCACCUGCAUUAUUUGCCGCUACCCUCUACAUGUCCCUUGGAAGGUUAAUUGCACGUUUGGAAUGUCAAAGAUACUCAAUUAUCCCAUUGAAGUAUUUAACAAAGAUCUUUGUGAUUGGUGAUGUGGUGUCCUUCUUCAUGCAGGCAGGUGGAGGAGGUAUUAUGGCCUCAGGUAAAACAGAGUCAUCCAUGACAACUGGAAAGAACGUAAUUGUUGGCGGUUUGAUAGUCCAGAUAGUUUUCUUUGGCAUGUUUAUGGUUGUUGAGCUGAUCUUUCAUUAUAGGAUUCUCAAGCAUCCAAACGAAUGUGCUAUGAUGACCAGAAACGUUCCUUCACAAUUCAAUAACUGGAAUUCCGUAUUAUUUACUCUUUUAGCAUGCUCAAUACUUAUAUUCAUAAGAUCUAUAUUCAGGUUGAUUGAAUAUAUUCAAGGAAAUGAUGGGUAUCUUAUUUCGCAUGAAGCAUUUCUUUAUGGUUUUGAUGCAGCGCUCAUGUUCUUGAAUAUGGUGAUCUUCACUUCGCAAGAUAUUGGAAAAUAUUAUGUCUCAUUUCAAGUAAUUAAGUCCAAUAGCGCUGAGGGUGAUAACUAUAGCCCUAAUCCCACUGUAACUGACAAGGAGUCAAUUAUCGGAGAAACAAAAUUUAAUUAA